CUGGAGACGUUCAGUCCAUAGUAGUAGACAAGAUGGCAACUGGACCAGAGCACGGGCUGAAAUGGAUUGUAUGGCAAAGAAUAAAGAACAGUAUCCUUGAGGACUGUAAGAAGCCGGGAAUAUGGAAGAUUCUGAUGCUGGACCAGUUUACUACGCAGCUGCUAUCCUCCUGCUGCAAGAUGUCAGAUCUGAUGUGCGAGGGCAUUACCAUUGUGGAGGACCUCUUCAAAGUCAGAGAGCCAGUUCCAGACAUGAAGGCCAUCUAUUUCAUAACACCGACUGCAAAGAGUGUGGAGGCUUUCAUCAAAGACUUCAAACCCAAGCCCAAAUACAAGGCAGCAUAUGUGUACUUCACUGACUAUUGUCCCGAUGACCUCUUCAGCAAAAUAAAAACGGACUGUCCCAGGUACAUACGCGUCUGCAAGGAAAUAAAUAUCUCUUUCCUGCCCCAGGAGUCCCAAGUGUUCACAUUUGACAACCCUGGAGCUUUCAACAGCAUAUACAGCCCGCAUAGUGAGGACCGUUUGAAGACACUGGAGACUCUGGCUAAUCAGAUUGUCACUCUCUGCGCCACGCUCAACGAAAACCCAGGCGUCAGAUACAAGAAGGAGUCCUCAACAGUCCAGUAUGGCAAACAGCUGGCCGAGAUGGUUGACCGAAAGCUGGAGGACCACUACAAAUUAGACGGCAGUGCUAAGAAGGAGAAGACCCAGUCUCAACUCCUGAUUGUGGAUCGGGGGUUUGACCCUGUGAGCCCUGUUCUACAUGAACUGACCUAUCAGGCCAUGGCAUAUGACCUUCUGCCUAUUGAAAAGGACACGUACAGGUUCAAGCAGAAAGAUGGAUCUGAGAGAGAUGCGCUGUUGAACGAGAGCGAUGAGCUUUGGGUGGGACUGAGGCAUCUGCACAUUGCACAAGUAACAGAGAAAAUCCCUAAACUGGUGAAAGAGAUUUCAGCCAGCAAGAAGACGCCGGACUCCAAGAUCUCAAUAGGAGGCCUGGCUAAUCUAAUGAAGAAGAUGCCGUCCUUUCGCAAGCAACUCGCUCAAAAAACUGUACACCUGAACUUGGCUGAAGACUGUAUGAACAACUACCAUGGGAAAAUAGACAAGCUGUGCCAGGUUGAGCAGGACCUGGCCGUGGGGAUGGAUGGAGAAGGCCAGAAGGUGAAGGAUCCAAUGAGAACACUGCUGCCUGUGCUGCUGCCGCCGAAGGACCGAUACACCAAACACAACAAGAUCCGAGCUGUGCUGCUCUACAUUUUCAGCCUCAGUGGGACCACGGAGGAGAACCUGAACAAACUUAUUGAGCAUGUAGAGAUCACAAAUGAGCGGGACUACAUCCUCAACUGGAGAGAGCUGGGGGUUCCCAUCAUUUCCUCUCCGAGUUUGUUGUCCGGAAUGUUCCGGAAGCCAACGCGAAGAGACCGCUCUCAAGAUGAGACCUACAGUGUGUCACGUUGGACACCAGUCAUCAAGGACGUGAUGGAGGAUGCUGUGGAGAAUAAACUGCAAGACUGGCCCCAUGUUUCUGGUGCCCCCACGGCAUGGAAUGGCUCUCGAGCUGUCAGUGCCCGACAGAAGCACAAGCCCUCUGCGGACGACCACCACGGCAGCUCCAAGCUCAUCAUCUUCAUCCUGGGCGGGGUCAGCUACUCUGAGAUGCGCUGUGCCUACGAAGUCACACAGGCCACCAAGUCCUGUGAGGUCUUCAUAGGGUCAUCGCACAUUCUAACCCCCACUCGUCUUCUGAAUGACAUCCAGCGCUUGAGUUCGCUUCCCAAGCAGCAGUUCACACUUGAAAAUGAGAAGAGCAGUUCCUAAGGACCACAUUAUGCCACAUAGUGCCCCUCUGCCCCUGUACCGCACAUUCACCCCCCUUUGAGGGACUGAAGGGAAUCCAUAUGAUCAAUAUUGUAUCUUAACCUUUACAAAUAUUACCUUUUCAUAACCUGUGCCUAUUUAAAUGCAUUAGAGAAUGCUAUUAAUGUAUGUGUCCUGUCUGUGUUACUGACUGACUGGCAAUUGUAAAUGCCACAAUGUAUUGUUUUGUUCUAUACAAAAUCUACAGGAAAUUUCAACACAGCCUUACCACAGUGGUAUGCUAUACCACUUGUAUAUAUUGUAUGUAUGUCACCUCCCUUUAAAUAGCCUUACUGAUCCCCAGUAGGUUUUCUUUCAUGUCAUGGUGUAUUAUGAACAACUUCAGAGUGUUUUAAAUCGAAAUGAUUAUUGAACAACUGACAAAUAAAUGGAUGAUGUGGUUCAAUGCCA
Molecule: messenger RNA, 2273 nt
Organism: Alosa sapidissima (American shad)
Lineage: Eukaryota; Metazoa; Chordata; Actinopteri; Clupeiformes; Clupeidae
Gene: stxbp3
Product: syntaxin binding protein 3
Exons: 19
Coding region: 33-1823 (596 amino acids)
Biological process (GO): neurotransmitter secretion; intracellular protein transport; vesicle-mediated transport
Cellular component (GO): secretory granule; plasma membrane
Molecular function (GO): syntaxin binding
Source: RefSeq, a predicted model, not a curated record